Messenger RNA from Symbiodinium natans, 252 nucleotides. The record is from the annotation of a GenBank genome assembly. NCBI's taxonomy places the organism in Eukaryota, Dinophyceae, Suessiales, Symbiodiniaceae.
AUGCGAGAUUCUCAAAGCUUAGAAUUUAAGGAGUUGGAGAACACGGUCCCGCUGAGCUUGUACCUGAAGUGCAUUGGCCGCCUCUUCUGCAACAGAGGUCCCGACUGCAAGCAAAUUGCGGUCUCCCUGCUGGUGAACAUCGAGCCAGCCAUUAGCGCGCUUGAGGGCGCGCCUCGAAUUGAGAUUCAGCCUCUAGGCUGCAUGAUGAGAUGCAGUCCCAACCCUAAAGGGCCCCAAGGUCCCAAGAAAUGA